Messenger RNA from Lucilia sericata (common green bottle fly), 1766 nucleotides. RefSeq names its product geranylgeranyl transferase type-2 subunit beta (gene betaggt-II). Gene Ontology annotation, molecular function: Rab geranylgeranyltransferase activity. The transcript has 2 exons. Gene Ontology annotation, cellular component: Rab-protein geranylgeranyltransferase complex. NCBI's taxonomy places the organism in Eukaryota, Metazoa, Arthropoda, Insecta, Diptera, Calliphoridae. The coding region runs from base 189 to 1226 and encodes 345 amino acids. The record is from RefSeq and is a predicted model, not a curated record. Gene Ontology annotation, biological process: protein geranylgeranylation.
AAAGCUGAAACCAACAGCUGUUUAAUUUGUCAAUUUUUUAUUAUUAUUCUUACCUUGAAUGUGUCAUUAAUUAAAGUGCAACUGCUUUUAAUUGGCAGUAUAUAGUAGUAAUUUUUUAAUAAAAUUUUUGACUAAAAUAAAGAACCUACGCCGUUAACACAAAUUUAUUAUAAACAACCAACCCAGCAAUGGACUUUACCUCGUUUGCCAAACCCAGCAAAGCUGAUAGUGCUGUCGCCGAUUCUGCAAAAACUCCUGAAGAAUUACACUUUUGGAAACAUGUAGAAUAUAUUGAGAAUCAUGGUAAAGAUCAGGAUGAUUAUGAAUAUUGUAUGACCGAAUUUCUACGCAUGUCUGGCAUCUAUUGGGGUGUCACCGCUUUGGAUAUUAUGAAUCAAUUGGAGCGCCUUGACCGGCCGUCGAUAAUUGAGUUUAUCAAACGUUGCCAGUGUCCGACGACAGGUGGUUUUGCACCAUGUGAAGGUCAUGACCCCCAUAUAUUAUAUACUUUAUCUGCAGUGCAGAUAUUGUGUAUUUACGAUGCCCUACAGGAGAUAGACUGUGAGGCGGUGGUGAAAUAUGUGGUAUCUUUGCAGCAAAUAGAUGGCAGUUUCUUUGGUGAUCGUUGGGGUGAGGUGGAUACACGUUUCUCGUUCUGUGCCGUUGCCAUAUUGACAUUAUUGAAAAAGGAUUUGGCCACCAGCAUUGAUGUGGAAAAGGCCGUGCAAUUUGUUAUGUUGUGUUGCAAUCAAACUGAUGGUGGUUUUGGUUCUAAGCCAGGAGCAGAAUCUCAUGCUGGACUUAUUUAUUGCUGUGUGGGUUUUUUGUCUUUAACCCAACGUUUACACCUUUUGGAUGUGGAUAAAUUGGGUUGGUGGUUGUGUGAGCGUCAAUUGCCUUCUGGUGGGCUUAAUGGUAGACCUGAAAAACUGCCUGAUGUCUGCUAUUCCUGGUGGGUUUUAGCCUCUCUUACCAUAAUGGGACGUCUACAUUGGAUAAGUGCCGAAAAAUUAAAACAAUUUAUACUCUCCUGUCAAGACAACGAAACUGGUGGUUUUGCUGAUCGUACUGGCAAUUUGCCCGAUAUUUUCCACACUCUCUUUGGUAUAGGAGCUCUCUCAUUAUUGGGCUUUGAUGGCCUCAAACCCAUUAAUCCUACUCUCUGUAUGCCUCAAUAUGUUAUGGAUCGUUUGGAUAUUAAGCCUCAAAUAUUAGAAAGACCUUAAAUCCUGCAGCUAAUAGCCACUAGUUGCUGCAGUUGUAAUCGCACGAUUUUACCAUUGAAAAGACGAAAGCUUUAUGUAGGCCAAGAAAGCAUAAAAUAACUCUCUCACACUCUAUUAACUUUCUUCCAAACACUUUUUCUCUUAAUAAGUGCACCAUCUCUACACACUACAUAACUUUCAAAUUCUACUGAAAGGAAAACCGAAACCUAAACUUUAAACAAUUUGCAUUUGUAAUUUCUUAAACAGCAGGCACUAUUUUUUUAUAUAUAAAAACUAACUCAUUCUUAACUAUUUUUUAUUAAAUACAAGAACAUUAUUUUUUUUAAUAUUUAUUUUUCAACUAUGAUUUUUUUCUUUAACAUCUUAAAAGUUCUAGUAAAAUUAUUGUAUUUUUUUAUAAAUAUAUAAAUAUUAUAAUAUAAAAAGAAAUAUUAGCUUUAUUAUUUUUGCAUUUACCAAUUUAAGUAAAAUAGUAAAUGAAAAACAGAGUUAUUUUAAAUUAUUUAUAAAACUUUAUUGAAGACAAAACUAAAAAAAAAA